This is a messenger RNA of Heterotrigona itama, 2310 nucleotides long. The record is from the annotation of a GenBank genome assembly. NCBI's taxonomy places the organism in Eukaryota, Metazoa, Arthropoda, Insecta, Hymenoptera, Apidae.
AUGUUAAUUUGUAGCAUGAACGCUGCGGCGGCAAAGGAGCAGUCUAAUUGUAGAAACAGGAAAUCAUAAUGCAAGCUAAAUCGAUUAUACCGUUUUUCCACGUUCUAUCUCUCCAAUGUUACUUCUGGAUGAUAGUUAUCGCCAGCUAUAAACUUGAUGUAGUCUAUCAGUGGAAACAGCUUGAAUAUGAAUGGCCAAGAAACGAUACUGAGCUUCUCUUCCCAGGAUACAAACAAGAGGAUAAUCUUCCUCUUGGCCUUGAAAUCACAAGUACCAGAAUUUUCGUCACUGUGCCGAGAUGGAGGCGUGGUGUCGUUGCUAGUUUGAAUUACUUUUACAGAAAUGAUACACGUCAGUCACCCAAUUUAAUUCCGUAUCCUUCUUGGGAGGCACAUCAAUACGAAGCUGGAAGUGUACCAGAGAUCAUUUCAACGUUUCGAAUUCGUGCAGAUCGCUGCGAAAGACUCUGGGUUCUUGACACAGGAUUUACCGAUAUUUUAGAUAGUCCAGAGCAGCAAGCACCACCAGCAUUACUUAUCUACGACUUAAGGGACGAUCGAUUGUUACGAAAAUUCGUUAUUCCCGAAGAUCAAAGAACACCCGAUUCUCUUUUUGCAAAUAUCGCGGUCGAAGAUUAUUCUUGCGAAGAUACGUUUGCUUAUCUGGCUGACUUGGGUGGUCCUGGCCUCGUAGUUUACUCGUGGAAGUCGGAAAAAUCGUGGCUCGUUAAACAUCACUUCUUUCAACCCGACCCUCAAGCUGAAGAAUUCAAUGUAUCGGGAAUUUCGUUCCAAUGGACUGAUGGUCUCUUCGGUAUGGGUCUUGCAUCAACUAACGAUGGCUAUAGUAUGAUGUAUUUCCAUCCACUUUCCAGCACCAUGGAAUAUUCAGUUAGUACUAGAUUAUUGAGAGAUCCUGAACGCGCCACUUCUUUAGAUAACUUUCAUGAAUUUCAUGCUCUCGGAUCUCGUGGACAUAAUGGUCAAAGUAGCGUGAGCUUUUUAGAUCCAAACACUGGAGUUCUUUUUUAUGCAUUAGCUAGUUUGAAUGCUAUUGCAUGCUGGAAACCUCGAAAUAUGUUCAAGCUCGAGCAACAAGAUUUUAUUUACGUAGAUAACGUUACAAUGGUCUUUCCUAACGAUUUAAAGAUCGAUCAAAAUGGCAACAUUUGGAUACUCUCGGAUCGUUUGCCUGCUUUUAUGUAUUCUCGAUUGGAUCCUGAAGAUUAUAAUUUCCGAAUUUUUAUGGGUUCGGCUAAAGAGGCUAUAAAAGGCACCGUUUGCUUGACGAAUUUAUCUUCAAUUUCAAACAAUUCGUACGGUUCUAUGAUAGAAGAGAAGAACGUUCAUCUUAAACGUCUAAAAACAGUCCAGAAUUCCAGUUAUGUUCAUAACUCUGAACUAAUUUCUAUAUUGAUUACCGUUAUAACACUUUUCGUGAGAACAUUUAUUUGAAAAGUCUUUUACUUUUAAUCAAGGCUGUAACAAUUUAUUGAAUUUCUCUCAAAAUAUCGAGAAUUCGAAUUUCAAAGAAUGUCGAUGCUUUUACAUGAAUAGGGAAAGAUCGAAAUGAGAUGCUUAAGUAACUAAUUAGACCAUAAGAGAAUACUCUCAGUUUUCUACGAAUUAUGAUAUAAUCGAUUUUUAUGAAUGUUAAAAAAGCUGUUUUAUUUAUAAUUAAUUAUUCUUAAUUUUUAAAUUUAAAGCUGUUAUUUAAACUAAAUUUAUCUGAAUUAUACAUGACUAUUUGAAAGAAGAGUACCGGUCAGAUUUUGUUUAAUUAAUGAUUUUUAUAAGUACUUAAAAAAAGAAGUUUGUCAAGUACUAGGACUGAUCACAUAGUAUUAUUAGUUAUAUUAUAUAUGUUCUCUGAAAUAAUUACUAGUAUCGAAAACAUUUUUCAAAUAUGGAGAAAUUCAUGCGACUUUAAGGAGAAAUUCAUGCGAUUUUAUGGAGUUAUUGAACUAUAUUGUUAGAAAUGAAAACAAUAAUUUGUUAUAUCUAAUAGUACUAAACGAAUAGAUGAAAAGUUACAAAUUUAUUACGUGUAACCGAUGGAAUUAGUUCUAUUUACGUAUGUAAUAUGUAAAAUUUGAAACGUAUAUAAAAUUUGAUACUUAACAGUUUUCUAAUGUUAAAAAUGGAAAAUAUAAUGAUAAAAAUAGAUAAUUAAUUUUAUUAUAUUAAAAAAAACUUGUCAUUGGCAUCCAAAAUGCAAAUGAUUAAAUUUAAAAGACUUAUUUGAUAACAAAAUGACAUUAGAGUUAUCGUCAUUUAUGAGUUGUAUAAGUAUAUAUAUAUAUAUAUAUAU